AUGUCCACAGUCUAACCGUUUGUAGGUGUGGUUUUCUGCAUGGAGUCAUCUGACAGAGUAGAAGCAGCAGAAAGACUGAAGACUCUGAGACUCUUCACCAGUGCCUGCACUCUGUGACCCAAACAUGGCCAGCAAACACUACCACGGUGCAUUUGAGAGCAAUGACCCACAGAGUCCAGUGAAGAAGAAAGCGAGGACAUGCACAGAACUAUAUGAUGAGGAGCUGAGGAUAGUGCUGGUGGGGAAGACUGGCAUUGGGAAGAGUGCCACUGGAAACACCAUUCUGGGACGACAGUGCUUUGAAUCAAAGUUCAGUGCAAAGUCGAUGACUGUAGACUGUACCAAGGGCAAAGCUGAGGUGGACGGGCAACGGGUUGCUGUUAUCGACACCCCGGGCGUGUUCGACACCAGGUUUGGCUUGGAUAAAACAAUUAAAGACAUCUGCCAGUGCAUCUCUUACGCUGUUCCUGGACCCCAUGUGUUCCUGGUGGUCAUCAGGCUGGGCAGAUACACUGAAGAGGAAAAGCAGACAGUGCAAAGGAUUCAAGAAAUCUUUGGCCAGGCUGCAGACAGACACAGCAUGGUUCUCUUUACUCAUGGAGAUCUUCUUGAAGACACAACUAUUGAGGACUUCUUGACGGAAAGCUCAGACCUGCAGGAACUUGUGGACAGAUGUAAUGGUCAGUACCAUGUCUUCAAUAAUAAGCUGAAGGAUCGCUCUCAGGUCACUGAGCUGCUCCAGAAGAUCAGAAAUUUAGUCCAGGAGAACGGAGGAAGCCACUACACCAACGAGAUGUUUAAAGACGCCGAGAGGGCAAUCGAAGAGGAGAAACAACGCAUCCUGAAAGAGAAAGAAGAGCAAAUACGCAAAGAAAAAGAGGAAAUGGAGAGAAAACUACAAGAGAAAUAUGAAAAAGAGAUGAAGGAAAUGAAUGAACAACUCCAGGCUGAGAGAGAGAGGGAGAGAAGAAAGAGAGAGGAGGAGAGGAAGAGGGAGAAGCAGGAGAUGAAUGAAGAGAGAAAGAGGGAGAAGGAGGAGAGAGAAGCAGAGAGAAAGAGAGAGAGAGAGGAGAAAGAAAGGAAAAUGAAAGACAUGAUGAAUCAAAUAAAUGAACAGCAUGACAGAGAACUGAGAAAGGAGAGAGAAAAGUUGCAGUGCAGGUAUGAAGAUGAGGCCAGAGAGGAAGCUGAGGAGUUUAAUCCAUUAUUUCCUCUGGUAGUAGCUGGUGAAGUUGUAGUUGGGGUUGGCAAAACGGUAGUUGGAGGAGUUGAACGGUUGGGAAGGGGAAUUGGAGGUUUGGGAAGGAAAAUUGCAUCCUGGUUCAAAUAAUAAGUGGUUCAGGCUUCAACAGGGGAACCCUCCAGAAUCUCCCCCACACAGGAAUAUAUGAAAUAAAAUAAAAAUGAUUUAAUCCACAGUUAAUCAGCUGUUCAAGUUAACGUUACAUCUUUACAAAACGUUUGCUUCUGUAACAUCAGAUCAGCGCUAGCUAACGUUCCUUAUUGUUAGCUAAUCUAUAAACUAAUGUUAUCUUAUUGAUGUUCAUAUCUAACAUGAUAUUGUGUUUAAAACAUGAAAUGUAUGAUACGUAUUGAAAGCAAUAUGUGGCUAAUAAUGCAAACAAUAAAACUGAUGUCAUGUCUUGGUUAUGCUAUUAGAUUAUAUAGUUUUUUAUAAUUGCUGUAUUAUCACCAUUAUUUCAAUAAAUUCUAAUAUUAUU
Messenger RNA from Sebastes umbrosus (honeycomb rockfish), 1721 nucleotides. Its product is annotated as GTPase IMAP family member 9-like. NCBI's taxonomy places the organism in Eukaryota, Metazoa, Chordata, Actinopteri, Perciformes, Sebastidae. The coding region runs from base 125 to 1330 and encodes 401 amino acids. Gene Ontology annotation, molecular function: GTP binding. The record is from RefSeq and is a predicted model, not a curated record. The transcript is spliced from 3 exons.